CGCCCUGCGCGCCCCUCCCCCAGCCCCCACCCCCCAGCCCGGGACUUCAGCUCAAGUCGCCUGGCGUCCGAGCUCCCUCCCCAGCCGCAGCCUCAGCAGGGGGAGCGGGAGCAGGAGCAGGAGCAGGCGGGGAGCGGCCGGCGCGCGCCCGCCCAGGGGAGUUGGGGUUCGCAGGGGGUUGUUUUCGGCUCUGAGGAGGUCCCCGCCCAACCUUCAAAAUUUUGUCCAAAAGCAGACAAGAGGAUCGCCCCGCGCUGAGCCGGCUGGUGGGCAGCAGGAGGCGCCUGAUCGCCGCCGGGGCGCUGGGGGUGGUGAUGGUGCUGCUGCUGGUUAUCCUCAUCCCGGUGCUGGUGAGCUCGGCCGGCACGUCGGCGCACUACGAGAUGCUGGGCACCUGCCGCAUGGUCUGCGACCCCUACGGGGGCACCAAGGCGCCCAGCACGGCCGCCACGCCCGACCGCGGCCUCAUGCAGUCCCUGCCCACCUUCAUCCAGGGCCCCAAAGGCGAGGCCGGCAGGCCGGGGAAGGCGGGCCCGCGCGGGCCCCCCGGUGAGCCCGGGCCGCCGGGUCCCGUGGGCCCUCCGGGCGAGAAGGGCGAGCCCGGCCGCCAAGGCCUGCCGGGCCCGCCCGGGGCGCCCGGCCUGAACGCGGCCGGGGCCAUCAGCGCCGCCACCUACAGCACGGUGCCCAAGAUCGCCUUCUACGCCGGCCUCAAGCGGCAGCACGAAGGCUACGAGGUGCUCAAGUUCGACGACGUGGUCACCAACCUCGGUAACCACUACGAUCCCACCACGGGCAAGUUCACCUGCUCUAUCCCGGGCAUCUACUUCUUCACCUACCACGUCCUGAUGCGCGGAGGGGACGGCACCAGCAUGUGGGCUGAUCUCUGCAAGAACAACCAGGUGCGUGCCAGUGCCAUUGCCCAAGACGCUGAUCAGAAUUAUGAUUAUGCCAGUAACAGUGUGGUUCUUCAUUUGGAGCCAGGAGAUGAAGUCUACAUCAAACUAGAUGGCGGGAAAGCACACGGAGGAAAUAACAACAAAUACAGCACAUUUUCUGGAUUUAUUAUUUAUGCGGACUGAUAACGCAGAAACUAAGCUUAUUAUUCUGAGUUUGGACGCUGGAUUCGUAUGGCUGACGUCACUGAAUCAAGGAUCCCAGGGGAUGCCAGUUGCGGGGCACCUCAGUUGUGUAUAUGUGGGGAAUUCAAAUGCUACCUGACUCACAUCUGUAUACUCAGAAACAUUCUGUAAAAAAAAAAAAAAAAAAAAAUUAAAA
Felis catus (domestic cat) is the source of this 1278-nucleotide messenger RNA. RefSeq names its product complement C1q like 3 (gene C1QL3). The record is from RefSeq and is a predicted model, not a curated record. Gene Ontology annotation, molecular function: protein binding. The transcript is spliced from 2 exons. Bases 315 to 1082 code for a protein of 255 amino acids. NCBI's taxonomy places the organism in Eukaryota, Metazoa, Chordata, Mammalia, Carnivora, Felidae.